AUGGACAUGUCGGAAAUUCGUGCAAAGACAGCUGACGCUGCCAAUACCGUUGCUUCAAAGAUGCAAGAGGAGGCUCGGAACCUUGCGAAUAAGACGUCUGAACGUGCGCAACAACUGUCUGAAAAGGCUGAAUCGACGGGUGCCCAGGACUCUUUGACAGGCAAGACGGCCCGUGCGACGGAGAAGCUCUCGCACAAGACGAGUGAGGCUGCGGAGAGGUUUUCGUCGUCACUCGAUCGCCGUGCAGAUGACCUGCGGAAUAUCAAUGCGAAGGAGUCCGACCAGUUGCAUGAAGAAAGUGUGAGUGCAAACGCAGCAGCGCCUGUGGCGCACGAAGGUGGAUCUGUCACGACAGGUGUGCAGCCCAGCACCGAGGUUGACAGCACGUUGCAUGCGCCAACAGCUUCAUUCGCUCCUGCUCCUGUACAGGAGACAACCGUGCUCGAAGGCCAUGGCCUGGUGGACCCGGCCUCAGCGUCCACGGUGACGAACGUGUCAUCCACUGGGCUUGACCAGACUCUGCCGACGGAGCCUGCUGCUGUUCGUAGUGGACAGAGUGCGUCAGAGAAGCCUGCGGCUUAUACGGCCACGAGCAUGCCAUCUGCUGAGGCGGCAAUGAAUCUUCCAACGAGGACAGCGCACGCCACAGAGUCGACUACGAUGCCAUUCGUAUCGAACUCGGCGUCUGCCUCUUCGACCUCCCAGCCAAGAAUGGCACCUGGUGGCAAGGUGCGUUUGACCAACUACCCGACGAUCAAGAAUGCCGUGCUGCCAGCGGAAGGGAACGGAAGCUUCAACAACAUGCACCUGGCAUUGCUGGUGCUGCUGGGCCCGGCUGUGCUACUUCGUUUGAUUCCAUUUGUAAAGGCCAGCUGGUUUGGCUGGAGGUCUUACAUUUUGCUUGUGGCUGUGCUUGGUGUCCCACUCACGAUUGCGUACUGGACCAUCAUGAGCAUGACUGGACCGCGAAUCAACGAGAAAGUGACGCUGCCGAACCGGCCGAUCGAAGACUAUCUCGACAUCCAAGACGAGUCGCUCCGCCGUAAGUACACAGGCUAUAACAAGAUCCCCAUGCAGAUCUUUUGGGAUGCGUACAUUGAUGGCAAAAUCGAGGUGAAGGGAGAUCUGCUUGAUGUACUAGAAUACCGCUGGGACUGGGCAGCGAUGCACUUCACGCCUGAACUGUUCCGCUACGUCUUAUUUAAGAUGUUACCGGAUGUAUUGAUGCACAGCUCACGGCAAGACGAGGAGCAGAUCCGGGACAACUACGAUCGAGGCAACGACUUCCAUGAGUGGUUCCUUGGCCCCCAGAUGGUCUACACUUCGGGCCUAAUUUCGGAUCCGAAUCGGGAGGAGACGCUCGAAGAACUGCAGGACAACAAGAUGAACCUCGUGUGCUCGAAGCUAGCUCUGAAGCCGAACGAUCGUGUGCUGGACAUUGGCUGUGGCUGGGGUACGCUCGCAGCCUUUGCUGCCAAGAACUAUGGCGCGAAUGUUACGGGCGUGACGCUUGCACGGGAGCAAGCGGCAUUCGGCAAUGAGCGACUGCAGAAGAAUGGCAUUUCGGAAGACCAGGCUCGGAUCCUGUGCCAAGACUACCGAGACAUUCCUGUGCAGCCGGGCCACUACAACAAGAUCGUGUCGUUGGAGAUGGCUGAGCAUGUGGGCAUCCGACACUACGCUAAGUUCCUGAAGAAUGUGUACAACCUACUGGAUGACGAUGGUGUGAUGGUAUUCCAGGUCGCUGGUCUGCGCCCUCGCUGGCAGUACUGGGACCUGAUCUGGGGUCUCUUCAUGAACAAAUACAUUUUCCCUGGUGCCGAUGCUUCCUGUCCUCUUCACUGGGUCAUUGGCCAGCUGGAGUAUGCUGGCUUUGAAGUGCGAUCGUGCGACGUCGUUGGCAUCCAUUAUUCUGCUACGAUUGACCGCUGGCUCAAGAACUGGAAAAAGAACGAGGCCAAGGUCAAGGCCAAGUACGGUGAUAAGCUAUACCGCCUCUGGCACUUUUUCCUCGCAAGCUCGGUCAUCAUUGCUCGCGAGGGCGGCUCGAGUCUCUUCCAAAUUACCGUCACCAAGAAUCUUAACGCAACACACCGUAUCGAGGGUGUCGAGUCGCACGGCAACUUGUUGCCUCGCCCGAACCGAGGCAAGAACUACCAGAGUGUGUACUAA
Molecule: messenger RNA, 2172 nt
Organism: Malassezia globosa CBS 7966
Lineage: Eukaryota; Fungi; Basidiomycota; Malasseziomycetes; Malasseziales; Malasseziaceae
Exons: 1
Coding region: 1-2172 (723 amino acids)
Biological process (GO): cellular response to biotic stimulus
Source: RefSeq, a predicted model, not a curated record